Messenger RNA from Eremothecium gossypii ATCC 10895, 963 nucleotides. RefSeq names its product prephenate dehydratase PHA2 (gene PHA2). Gene Ontology annotation, cellular component: cytoplasm. The transcript has a single exon. NCBI's taxonomy places the organism in Eukaryota, Fungi, Ascomycota, Saccharomycetes, Saccharomycetales, Saccharomycetaceae. The record is from RefSeq and is marked provisional. Bases 1 to 963 code for a protein of 320 amino acids. Gene Ontology annotation, biological process: L-phenylalanine biosynthetic process. Gene Ontology annotation, molecular function: prephenate dehydratase activity; chorismate mutase activity.
AUGACUCGGAUAGCCUAUCUCGGACCCAGUGGAACAUACACACACCAGGCUACUAUACAGCAGUUCGGUGUCGAGGACAAUGAGAUGAUUCCGAUGGUCUCAAUCCAGAAAUGUUUCUCCGCGCUGCUGAAAGAUGAGUCAAUAAGCUAUGCCGUACUACCGGCGGAAAACUCGACAAACGGCCAGGUAGUAUUCACGUAUGACCUCCUUCGGGAUUACAUGCUAGAAACCCCGAAUGCUGCACGGGGAUGCAUGCUACCUGGCUUUGCUAUCGUGGCAGAGCAGUAUGUGGCUGUCGAGCACUGUCUGGCCAGCCCCUUGCCGAUGACAGCGGAUGAAUUGAAAAAUGCCAACAUUGAGCGGAUUUAUUCGCAUCCGCAGGUCUGGGGGCAAGUUGGAAAGUACCUAGAGGAGCUGGCGCGGGUCACAGGAAAAGCAUUAAGCCGCUGUGAUGCUGGGUCCACAUCACAAGCGGUUGACCGGUGCCUGCGCGACUACCGCGAAGAUAAGACAGUGACCCUAGCCAUUGCUAGCGCUUUGGCAUGUCGGAUUAGCGGUGCACACAUUGUGCAAUCGCACAUUAGCGACGUGGCCGACAAUACGACAAGGUUCCUGAUCAUACAGCGCCGUAAGCAGGAACCACUUCAGAUCCUUCCGGGCAGGCAGCCGACCCCCUCCGGCGAGCGUAUCCACCUGGUUGCGUUCACAACCGACCGGCAGGGCGCGGGCAGUUUAACGGAUGUGCUGUUAGUGUUGAAGCGUUACGGCAUCGACAUGCGGUCGAUCACAUCGCGGCCGUUUCGGCGCUGUAGCACUAGCUCCAAGUGGCAGUAUGUGUUUUUCGUUGAGUAUAGCGAUGAGCUAGACGUCCCCUGGGACAGCUUCCAUGCGGAAGUGGGUGCGCAUUGCCGCGAAUGGUGCCACUGGGGCACCUUCUAUCGUAACAAUAGGUAUUACAGUUAA